GGCAUCAAGCUUUCCCCCUUGAGCAAGUAAAUCCAUCAGUAUUACAUUUGUAAUCAACACUCUUGAACAUUUCUCCACCAACAUUUCACCUUCAACCUCUCUCCACCCAUACACACGCCAUCACCUUCGGUGGAUCUCCACUCCCUCACAACUUGUGACAUUUAGCCGUCAACCUCUCAGUCAGGCCAAAUGCCGGUCACCAUCCGCACCGCAAACCACAGCGCACGGGAGUGGCAGUCCACCGGCGCCGUCAGCCACGACGCGCUCUUCAAGGGUUCCUGCCCUCAAGAAUACAAGCAAAGCCAACGCAUCAUACAAACCGGCCUCUCCCACCCCCUGGAGCACAAUCACGUUACCGACGCAGAAAAUGGGUUCGUUGACGCGCUCACGAGCGCCUACUCCAACCACCACCACCUCACCCUCCGCCCUGAAGACAUCUGGUUCACCAUCCUGAGCCAAGUCUCCUUCUUCAUCAACGCGAACGCCGAGGAACUCCGCGCGCAUUUCGUCGCCCACGAGGGUCGCAAGGAACUCACAGUCACGGCGGCCGGAAGCGUGGACACGGCCGACUUUGGCGCGAUGGCGCACGCGAUGACGACCGCAAUUCAAGAUCACGUGGUGGACGCGGGCCUUCGCGCUUGGAUCAUGCCGGAGUUUAGCACCACCACUGCUAACGAUCGGGUGGUGGCUGCGGUUCUGAUGAUGGGGAGCAUGCAGAAGUACUUCACCUAUCAGUUUUGUUUGAUGUGUGGCAUACCCAGCGUGACGCUCCUCGGGGAGCGUCGCGACUGGGAGAUGUUGCUCGGCAAACUGGACCGACUGCCCGCCCUGGGCCAGGAACCGACGCGGUUCGCCGAGUUGCUCCGUCCGGUGCUGACCAGGUUCUUGACCUCCUUUGACGAGCCCACGGCGAACGCGGUGCGCCAUUUCUGGGGUCGGUGCGCCGAUCGCCACAGUGGCGGCAGUGGACCGUCGUAUCUCUCGGGAUGGGUCACGGCGUUCUGCUUCUGGGACCCGCAGGGUAGGCGAAUUCGUGACCAGUCCGAGGGGAAUGUUGCUUCGUGUGAGCUCGACGGUGUACGGUAUCCCUGGAUCGACACGGCUGAUAUCCCGCCGGCAUAUGCCUCGGUUCCUGUUCGUCUGGAUGAUAAUGGAACGGUGUAUGAGACGGUGAUGGUUGCGGGAAUGAUGGGCGUGAAUGGCACAUCGAGUGGUCUGCCACUGAAGAAGAAUGGUGGCGCGGAGACAACAGGAUUGGACUCUCUGCAACCGGUUGCAGGAUGGGUCAUGUACCAGAAAAAAGACAACGUCUCCGAUAGGCACGAAGAAUAUUGAGACGAAGCAGAUUGGCUCUUGAGCCACUCUAUUACUUAGUUCUUACUGUACUUAGUUCUCACUGCUAUAAUUUUU
Aspergillus saccharolyticus JOP 1030-1 is the source of this 1410-nucleotide messenger RNA. Its product is annotated as DUF4419 domain-containing protein. The coding region runs from base 190 to 1335 and encodes 381 amino acids. The record is from RefSeq and is a predicted model, not a curated record. The transcript has a single exon. NCBI's taxonomy places the organism in Eukaryota, Fungi, Ascomycota, Eurotiomycetes, Eurotiales, Aspergillaceae.